AUGACAUCGUUGCCCCCAUCAAAACGCGCCAAAACCAGCGACAGCAGUCUCUCCCUCGCUUCCUCACACUCCCUCAUCCUCGAACUCUCCAAAAUCCACUCCAUAAACGCACGCGCCAUCGCUCGUCAUAUCGCUCGGCAGCCUCCUCCUCCACGUCCUAUCACACCCCCUGUCGACUACCGUCAUCUGGAGCCCAAUGUCCUAUCCAUCGUCGCCCUCUACGCUGGCAAAAACCUCGGGGAGCAUGAAGCGGUCCGCGGUUUGCAAGAUAUUGAGCGAGAGCUCGAAGAUGCAGCCCGGACGGUACUGGGAUGCUCUAUGGAUGCUAGUCAGCGGGCGGCACGCGAGCAGGGCAUCUCCACCCUCUGCGAGAUAGCCAAGAGCUUGCACGAGGCUGAUCAGGAUCCAGGGACAUUGCAGGGCAGGCUGGGACCGGCGGUGAAGAAGUACUUGGUCAUUGGGGGCGUGAACAAGAUCGUAGGGAGGAUGGAGAAGAGGGAGGAGACCUUGCGCAAUGCGAUGACAAGUAUCAGGGAAUCCAACCAGAAGGCGGGCGGGGUGUUUGCAGAGGUGCUGGAUGAGUUGGAUGGCACUUUUACGAGUACGUCGGACGAGGAAGAAGAGGAAGGGGACAGCGAGGAUGAUGACGAGGGAGGACAGCCCACGAUCCGAUUAGCUGCGUCGAAAGAUCCUGUAGGGAAUGAGGGACUUGAUAGUUGGCGGGCGACCACCCAAACAUCAUACCCACCAUUGUGGACUUCGUUGCACAACAACCUCCUCCCCCUCCACCUGCGCCGCCUCGAUCUCAUCAAGUCCUGCUUGCACGAAAUGAUUUCGGAAAAUGGAUUCUCCCCUGGCUACCCGCGCGAGGCUUACAUGGUGGCGGACGACGUCGCAGGUGUCGUGUCCGGGACGGCCGAUGAGAUUAUCAAGCGUUGCGCCAAGUCAAAGCACUCGCAGGCAGGGGAGGGCGCGGUCCUGGCGCUGGUGGAGCUGGGAGAGGCUAUGCUCGUCUGCGAUGAGCAGAUGUUGGAACGCUUCGUAGAGGAGUCGUUCCGGGACGCAAUCGCGGAGCCGGCGAGGCGGCUGUUGGAGAUAAUGUGGGACAGGGGAGAUGAUCUCACCUCUGCGCUGGAGGCGCUCGAAGGGUUGGUGAUGGACACGGUGUUUGAAUAUCUGUUAGAUGACCUGUUUGGGGAGUACAAAGAUCGGGAAGCGAGCUCGGGCGAGGAAGAGGGAUCAGUGCAAAUCUUGUAG
Messenger RNA from Dioszegia hungarica, 1257 nucleotides. RefSeq lists its product as uncharacterized. The record is from RefSeq and is a predicted model, not a curated record. The transcript has 4 exons. Bases 1 to 1257 code for a protein of 418 amino acids. Lineage: Eukaryota; Fungi; Basidiomycota; Tremellomycetes; Tremellales; Bulleribasidiaceae.